GGAAAAACCCCACAAAAUAAAUACUAAACCCCUCACUUCUAUUUCAUCUCCAAUUUGACAUACCAAAAACAUAACUAGUCCCUAUAUUUUCCCUGUCUCCAGAAAACCAAAAAUGUCCCAAACAAAUCUCGAAUCAUACCCUCCUCUAUUUCGCCCACACACCCCAACCAAACCAACAGACGACGUCGUUCUUCACGAUGUUAUUACCGAAGUUCCAGAACUUCCUCUAAUAGAUCUUCAGUGUCUGAAUCCUGAAAAACUCGGUGAAGCUUGUAAAAAUUGGGGUUUUUUUCGAUUAGUAAAUCAUGGGAUUCCAUUAAAUCUUCUGACCGAACUUCAAGAUUGUUCUAAGAAAUUAUUGUCUGAAUCUUUUGAGUAUAAAAAGGGAGUGAUUAUUAGUCCAGUGUCCUACUUUUGGGGGACACCUGCCCUUAAUUCUUCUGGAGGUACUAUAAGUAGCUCUUUGCAUAAUGUUAACUGGGUUGAAGGUUUUAAUGUUCCUCUUGCUCAGCUUCCUCAGUUUCAAACUGAUGAUCUCAUGCUUCAUUCUUUCAGACUUUUGCUGGAAGAAUAUGGAGAACACCUAGCAAGAAUUGCAACAACUAUAUUCGAUGCAAUUGCAAAAAUCCUCAAUCUAAAUAAUUCUGAUAAAUCAAAGUCUUAUUUAUCAGAAUCGACCGGAGUUUUACGCAUUUAUCGAUACCCUAAAUGCGCUUUAGCUGAUGAAACAUUAGGCAUGGAAGCUCAUACAGAUAGUUCAGUGCUUUCGAUAUUGAACCUUCAUGAACAAGUUGGUGGACUUGAACUUCUCAAAGAUGAGCAAUGGCUGCAUGUUGAGCCUAUUCCUAAUACUCUAAUUAUCAACCUUGGAGAUAUGAUGCAGGCGAUAAGUGAUGAUGAAUACAAGAGUGUAAAACACAGAGUAAAGGCAAACAAAUAUGAAGAGAGAUUAUCAAUUUGCUACUUUGUAUUUCCGGCUGAAGAAUGUGUGAUUCAAACCUCAAAAUACAAGCCUUUUACUUACAAAGAUUUCCAAAAGCAAGUACAACACGAUAUAAAAACUACUGGAUUCAAGGUUGGGCUUCACAACUUCAAGCAAAUUCAACCUCUAGAACCAGCAAGUUGAGGAAGAUGCAUCAGUAAUCACCUGCGCUGGUUAAGCUAUUAAAGAGAUAACGGGGAUAAUGAUUUAUACAACUCAAUGGUAGCUCUGUUGCAAUCAAAUACUAUGGUAAUU
This is a messenger RNA of Mercurialis annua (annual mercury), 1237 nucleotides long. Its product is annotated as gibberellin 2-beta-dioxygenase 6. Gene Ontology annotation, molecular function: dioxygenase activity. The transcript has 4 exons. Bases 113 to 1126 code for a protein of 337 amino acids. Lineage: Eukaryota; Viridiplantae; Streptophyta; Magnoliopsida; Malpighiales; Euphorbiaceae. The record is from RefSeq and is a predicted model, not a curated record.